GCCUCCGCUCGCGCAGGUUGCGGCCUCUGCGGAGCCCGGCCUGCGCUCGCUUCCUCGGCCCCAGCCUCCGGCCCGGCGAAGCGCUCUCCCCGGCCGCCCCAUGUCGGCCGCCCCCGCCUACGGCGAGGACAAGGGCGGCUCCGCCGGCCCCGGGGAGCCCGAGUACGGCCACGACCCGGCGAGCGGCGGCAUCUUCUCCUCCGACUACAAGCGGCAUGACGACCUGAAGGAGAUGCUAGACACCAACAAAGAUUCCCUCAAGCUGGAGGCCAUGAAGAGGAUUGUGGCGAUGAUCGCCCGGGGAAAGAAUGCCUCAGACCUGUUUCCUGCUGUGGUGAAGAACGUGGCCUGCAAGAACAUAGAGGUGAAGAAGCUUGUCUACGUGUACCUGGUGCGCUACGCCGAAGAGCAACAGGACCUGGCCCUGCUGUCCAUCUCCACCUUCCAACGAGGCCUCAAGGACCCCAACCAGCUGAUUCGUGCCAGUGCCCUGCGCGUCCUCUCUAGCAUCCGGGUGCCCAUCAUCGUUCCCAUCAUGAUGCUGGCCAUCAAGGAAGCUGCCUCGGACAUGUCACCCUACGUACGGAAAACAGCUGCUCAUGCCAUCCCUAAACUCUACAGUUUGGAUUCUGACCAGAAGGACCAGCUGAUCGAGGUCAUUGAGAAGCUUCUGGCCGACAAGACCACGCUGGUGGCGGGCAGCGUGGUGAUGGCCUUCGAGGAGGUCUGCCCUGAGCGCAUCGACCUGAUUCACAAGAACUACCGGAAACUCUGCAACCUGCUCAUCGACGUGGAGGAGUGGGGCCAGGUGGUCAUCAUCAGCAUGCUCACCCGCUACGCGCGCACGCAGUUCCUGAGCCCCACCCAGAACGAAUCUCUGCUGGAGGAGAACCCGGAGAAAGCCUUCUACGGCUCGGAAGAGGAUGAGGCCAAGGGCCCGGGCUCGGAGGAGGCGGCCACCACAGCGCUGCCCGCCCGCAAGCCCUACGUCAUGGACCCCGACCACCGGCUGCUGCUGCGCAACACGAAGCCGCUGCUGCAGAGCCGCAGCGCCGCCGUGGUCAUGGCGGUGGCACAGCUCUACUUCCACCUGGCGCCCAAGGCGGAAGUGGGUGUCAUCGCCAAGGCGCUCGUGCGCCUGCUGCGCAGCCACAGUGAGGUGCAGUACGUGGUGCUCCAGAACGUGGCCACCAUGUCCAUCAAGCGCCGGGGUAUGUUCGAGCCCUACCUGAAGAGCUUCUACAUCAGAUCAACCGACCCGACCCAGAUCAAGAUCCUGAAGCUGGAAGUGUUGACCAACCUGGCCAAUGAGACCAACAUCCCUACUGUCCUACGGGAAUUCCAGACCUACAUCCGCAGCAUGGACAAGGACUUUGUAGCAGCCACGAUCCAGGCCAUCGGACGCUGUGCAACUAACAUAGGCCGAGUCCGUGACACCUGCCUCAACGGCCUGGUGCAGCUGCUGUCCAACCGUGACGAGCUUGUGGUGGCAGAGUCCGUGGUUGUCAUCAAGAAGCUGCUGCAGAUGCAGCCCGCCCAGCACGGAGAGAUCAUCAAACACCUGGCGAAGCUCACAGACAACAUCCAGGUGCCCAUGGCCCGAGCCAGCAUCCUGUGGCUCAUCGGCGAGUACUGUGAGCAUGUCCCCAAGAUUGCCCCUGACGUCCUGAGGAAAAUGGCCAAGUCUUUCACAGCAGAGGAGGACAUUGUCAAGCUGCAGGUCAUCAAUCUGGCAGCCAAGCUCUACCUGACCAACUCUAAGCAGACCAAGCUGCUGACCCAGUACGUGCUGAGUCUGGCCAAGUACGACCAGAACUAUGACAUCCGUGACCGAGCACGCUUCACCCGGCAGCUGAUCGUCCCGUCAGAGCAGGGGGGUGCCCUCAGCCGCCAUGCCAAGAAGCUCUUCCUGGCACCCAAACCAGCCCCCGUCUUGGAGUCAUCCUUCAAAGACCGGGACCACUUCCAGCUGGGCUCACUGUCCCACCUGCUCAAUGCCAAGGCCACAGGCUACCAGGAGCUCCCAGACUGGCCAGAGGAAGCUCCAGACCCAUCUGUGCGAAACGUGGAGGAAGAAGAUCUCUCCCUUAUCGAGACCCACGUGGGCCUGCUGGGCGAAUACGCGGAGGUACCUGAAUGGACCAAGUGCUCGAAUCGAGAGAAAAGGAAGGAGAAGGAGAAACCCUUCUACUCGGACUCUGAGGGGGAGUCAGGCCCCACAGAGUCUGCAGACAGCGACCCCGGGUCUGAGAGCGCCUCGGACAGUAAGAGCAGCGACCAGAGUGGCUCCGAGGAGUCCAGCAGUGAGUCUGAGAGUGAAGACCAGGAGGAGGAGAAAGGAGGGAGCAGUGAAAGUGAACAGAGUGAGGAGGAAGGUGGGAAGAGGAAGAUGAAGAAGAGGAAGAAGGUGGCCGAGGGACAAGGUUCAUCCUCAGAUGAGGGCAGUGGUUCCAGCAGUAGCUCAUCGGAGUCGGAGAGGACAUCAGAGACAGAGGGGGAGCAGAUGGAACCAGCUUCUUGGAGGAAAAAAACACCUCCCAGUGGCAAAAGUGCCCCGGUAGCCAAGGAGAUCUCCCUGCUUGACCUAGAGGACUUCACCCCGCCCAGUGUCCAGCCUGUGUCUCCCUCCACGAUUGUGUCCACCAGUCUGGCUACUGACCUGGAGGGCUUGACACUCACAGACUCCCCACUGGUGCCCUCGCUGCUGAGUCCAGUGUCAGGUGUUGGGAGGCAGGAACUGUUGCACCGUGUAGCUGGCGAGGGGCUGGCUGUGGACUACACCUUCAGCCGCCAGCCUUUCUCGGGGGACCCCCACAUGGUAUCUGUGCACAUCCACUUCUCCAACAGCUCUGAUACCCCCAUCAAGGGCCUGCACGUGGGCACCCCCAAACUGCCCGCCGGCAUCAGCAUCCAGGAAUUCCCUGAAAUCGAGUCGCUGGCACCUGGAGAAUCUGUCACUGCUGUAAUGGGCAUUAAUUUCUGUGACUCAACCCAGGCGGCCAACUUCCAGCUGUGUACCCAAACCCGGCAGUUCUAUGUCUCCAUUCAGCCACCCGUUGGGGAGCUGAUGGCUCCCGUGUUCAUGAGUGAGAAUGAGUUCAAGAAGGAACAGGGAAAGCUGACAGGCAUGAGCGAGGUCACAGAGAAGCUCACGCUGCCAGACACCUGUCGGAGUGACCACAUUGUGGUGCAGAAAGUGACUACCGUUGCCAACCUGGGUCGUGUCCCUUGUGGGGCAUCUGAUGAGUACAGAUUUGCGGGCAGGACGCUGACCAGCGGGAGCCUGGUCCUGCUGACUCUGGACGCCCGGCCCACGGGAGCUGCCCAGCUGACCAUCAACAGCGAGAAGAUGGUGAUCGGCACCAUGCUGGUGAAGGAUGUGGUGCAGGCUCUGACCCAGUGACCCCCCGGGGCUGUGACCUCUUUGACCCCCGCUUGUCUCUCCUUCCUGGCAUCUGGGCUGUUAGCCCGCCCCCGCCCCGCCCUUUUCUCUCUCUUUUCUCUUUCUCUCUCUCCUAGCGGAUUCCUCAUGCCAGAUAGCAUCCGGGGGCGGGGGGGCGGCCUGUUGCCCUCUGGUCAUUACCAGGCUCCCCCCACAACCCCCUCCCCAUGGGUUCCACAGUGACCGGUGCAGACGUUGCCGGCAGCUGUGCCCCUGUCUUCCCAGCCUUCUGCAGCUAUUUGUGUAGCAAAAUCCCAAUAAAAUGUCUUCUCCCUA
Callorhinus ursinus (northern fur seal) is the source of this 3718-nucleotide messenger RNA. It is a transcript of the gene AP3B2, whose product is annotated as adaptor related protein complex 3 subunit beta 2. Gene Ontology annotation, biological process: intracellular protein transport; vesicle-mediated transport. NCBI's taxonomy places the organism in Eukaryota, Metazoa, Chordata, Mammalia, Carnivora, Otariidae. The record is from RefSeq and is a predicted model, not a curated record. Gene Ontology annotation, cellular component: AP-3 adaptor complex; membrane coat.